Jaculus jaculus (lesser Egyptian jerboa) is the source of this 2373-nucleotide messenger RNA. RefSeq names its product solute carrier family 5 member 2 (gene Slc5a2). Gene Ontology annotation, cellular component: plasma membrane. Gene Ontology annotation, molecular function: D-glucose:sodium symporter activity. Bases 30 to 2165 code for a protein of 711 amino acids. Lineage: Eukaryota; Metazoa; Chordata; Mammalia; Rodentia; Dipodidae. The record is from RefSeq and is a predicted model, not a curated record. Gene Ontology annotation, biological process: sodium ion transport; transmembrane transport. The transcript is spliced from 13 exons.
GGCCCCUUGAAGGGCAGAUCCUGGACAGAAUGGAGGAACAUACAGAGGCAGGCUCUGAAGUGGGGCUGGGGGCACAUAAGGCCCUAAUCGACAAUCCUGCUGACAUCUUGGUCAUUGCUGCUUAUUUCCUGCUGGUCAUUGGUGUUGGUUUGUGGUCUAUGUGCAGAACCAACAGAGGCACAGUUGGUGGCUACUUCCUGGCAGGACGAAGCAUGGUGUGGUGGCCGGUUGGAGCCUCUCUCUUCGCCAGCAACAUUGGCAGUGGCCACUUUGUGGGUCUGGCAGGGACCGGUGCUGCAAGCGGCUUGGCUGUGGCUGGAUUUGAGUGGAAUGCACUGUUCGUGGUGCUGCUACUCGGCUGGCUCUUUGCUCCUGUGUACCUGACUGCAGGUGUCAUUACAAUGCCACAGUACCUGCGCAAGCGCUUUGGUGGCCAUCGUAUCCGUCUCUACCUGUCUGUGCUCUCACUUUUUUUGUAUAUCUUCACCAAGAUCUCGGUGGACAUGUUCUCUGGGGCAGUAUUCAUCCAGCAGGCUCUGGGUUGGAACAUCUACGCAUCUGUCAUUGCACUCCUGGGCAUCACCAUGAUUUACACCGUGACAGGAGGGCUGGCAGCACUGAUGUACACGGACACUGUGCAGACCUUUGUCAUCCUCGCUGGGGCCUUUAUCCUCACUGGUUACGCUUUCCAUGAGGUGGGCGGGUAUUCUGGUCUCUUCGACAAGUACCUGAAAGCAGUGACAACGCUGACGGUGUCUGAGGAUCCAGCUGUAGGCAAUAUCUCCAGCUCCUGCUACCAACCAAGGCCUGACUCCUACCAUCUGCUCCGGGACCCUGUGACAGGAGACCUGCCAUGGCCUGCACUGCUCCUGGGACUUACCAUUGUCUCUGGCUGGUAUUGGUGCAGCGACCAGGUCAUCGUGCAACGCUGCCUGGCAGGAAAGAACCUGACCCACAUCAAGGCAGGUUGCAUACUGUGUGGCUACCUGAAGCUGAUGCCCAUGUUUCUCAUGGUCAUGCCAGGAAUGAUCAGCCGCAUCCUUUACCCAGAUGAAGUGGCAUGUGUGGUGCCUGAGGUGUGCAAGCGAGUGUGCGGCACCGAGGUGGGCUGUUCAAACAUCGCCUACCCACGGCUUGUUGUAAAGCUCAUGCCCAAUGGUCUGCGUGGCCUCAUGCUGGCAGUUAUGCUUGCUGCCCUCAUGUCUUCACUAGCAUCGAUCUUCAACAGCAGCAGCACACUUUUCACCAUGGACAUCUACACCCGUCUGCGGCCUCGUGCAGGUGAUAGGGAGCUGCUGCUGGUUGGAAGGUGUGGCCCAGGUCCUCCAACCCCUGCUCCACAAAUGAACCUGUGGUGUGGGCACGGAUCAUGGUGGGUCCUAGGUAAACUGAUGAUCUUCAACCGUAGGCUCUGGGUAGUGUUUAUUGUGGCAGUGUCCGUGGCCUGGCUACCAGUCGUGCAGGCAGCACAGGGUGGGCAGCUCUUUGAUUACAUUCAGUCCAUCUCCAGCUACUUGGCACCACCUGUGUCUGCGGUCUUCAUGCUUGCGCUCUUCGUGCCCCGGGUGAACGAGAAGGGUGCCUUCUGGGGACUGAUUGGGGGCCUGCUCAUGGGGCUAGCACGCCUCAUUCCUGAGUUCUCCUUUGGCACGGGCAGCUGUGUGAGACCCUCAGCGUGCCCCGCCCUCAUCUGCCGGGUGCACUACUUGUAUUUUGCCAUCGUGCUCUUUGUCUGCUCUGGAUUCCUCACCCUUGUCAUCUCCCUGUGCACGGCGCCCAUCCCACAGAAGCAUCUUCACCGCCUGGUUUUCAGUCUCCGGCACAGCAAGGAGGCGCGGGAGGACCUGGAUGCCGACGAGCCGGGAGAGCCAACGUCUCCUCCAGUGCAGAAUGGGUGCCAGGAGCUUGCAGGGCAGAUGCAUGCAGUGGAGAUGGAAGAGCCUCAGUCUGCAGCACCAAGUGUGCUCCGCCGGUGCCUGCUCUGGUUCUGUGGAAUGAGCAGGGGUGGGUCAGGAAGCCCUCCACCCCCUACUGAGGAGGAGGUGGCCGCAGCAGCCAGGCAGGUGGAAGACAUCAGUGAGGACCCCAGCUGGGCCCGCGUGGUCAACCUCAAUGCCCUGCUCAUGAUGACUGUGGCCAUGUUCCUCUGGGGCUUUUAUGCAUAAGGUCAAGUGUGCUGGAUGCUAUGAGCUGCAACCAGAGAAUGGCUCAGCCUCACACACAGUGGGGGUGGGAAGCAUGGAAUAGAUUCCACAAAAGGGGAAAAAAAUGAGGCAGAAAGGCAAUAGCUCCCUUUUAUCUGUCUGAGGUCUAGUCUAUCUGACUGGUAGUCACUUCCAAUAAGGUGGUGGCCAAAUAAAAGUUUUCCCCACA